Molecule: messenger RNA, 279 nt
Organism: Miscanthus lutarioriparius
Lineage: Eukaryota; Viridiplantae; Streptophyta; Magnoliopsida; Poales; Poaceae
Source: the annotation of a GenBank genome assembly
AUGGACGGUGCCACAGCUGCAGGAGGAAGUAGGGAACCGGCAGCCAAUGGGUCCAAACCCGAGGAGCAGCAGUUUGAUCCCAGCCGAAUGAUAGGUAUAGUUAAAAGGAAGGCCUUGAUUAAAGAUUUGGCCACGGCGUACCAUGCUGAAUGUAUAGCAUCCUGUAAAGAACUCCUGCAGCUUCAGAGAAAGUGGGAGGAGGAACAGCACGUCGAAGCCAAAAUGCCUGAAGAACCAAGAUCGUUGAUGAUCAAGACCUCAAAGCAUAGAAAGAAGUAG